Molecule: messenger RNA, 1677 nt
Organism: Colletotrichum orchidophilum
Lineage: Eukaryota; Fungi; Ascomycota; Sordariomycetes; Glomerellales; Glomerellaceae
Exons: 4
Coding region: 1-1677 (558 amino acids)
Source: RefSeq, a predicted model, not a curated record
AUGCUCGCUUUCCAGAAUGUACAUACCAGACUCAGUAUGCCUCUCAUCAUGCUACCGAUUUCGGUCUCCAUCACCAUCAAAAGGCAGCCCACGGGGCUCAAGCCUGAAACGACGUACACCAAGGUGGCUCAGCGGCAGUCCGAAGAGCAGCUCAAGCAGCAGCCCAAGACUCGGCUCAGCUUUGACCUGAAAUGCCACUAUUACGCGACCCGGGAUGAUAUCUCUCAGUGCCUCAUCUCACUGUGGAAGUAUCUGCUCCUCGCUAAGCACCAAAAGAAGCUGGCAGGAUGGGAAUUGUUUGCGAAAAGGCUGGCACCGGGGCAAGAUACUGAAGAUAAGACACCAAAGAUUGUGAUAUUGGAAAUGAGAUUCACACAUAAGUGGCUGACCUACAAUCACAUGGGCGUUGCGAGACGUACGUUUUUGGAUACCAUGGAAGUUCUCAGAGACAUAAUGUCAGGAUUGGCCAUGGCGAAUCCCAAUGAGCGAGGCGCCCUCGACUGGGGCAAAGUAUUCUCGUUUGGCUGCCAUCCUCGCAUUGCUGGCGACUGUAGCACGCCUUGGGGUAUCGAGCCGGCGGGCUACUACUGUCAUCCCCGCGAGCAGGGCGGCCCGAAUGGCAGUGCGCAGAAGCAAACUCAGGAGCUUCUCCUCAAGUACAUGGAGGUAACAGAUCCCAUCCGGGGAAUGACGUUGGCUACGACCACGAGUUCCGUGGCACUUCGAGAGGCUCGCAGGCGAGUCGACCGGAGCGAUGACAACACACAACCUCUCUGGAAUGCCAUUGUGUACUCUUCGGUCCUCGGCCCCGACCCCCUUCAGCUCGAUAUCGACUUGGCUGUCUUCACCACAAAGAAGGUUGUGAAGUGGUAUGACGAGCUUUUGUCUUUGUGCAAAGUUGCUGUGCAAUCUCAAGGCAUCGAAAGCCGAGUGGACAAGGCGGUCACCCUUGCCAAUCAGCUACACGCAGGGCCGGAACGGAGGGAUGCGGCAACAGACGGUAUCUCGGUCACGUCCAAGUCCAGAUCUGAGAAGACUCUCUGUGGUGAGAAGGAUUGGGGGUUAGGCAAGGUGACUGUAGUCGAAAUUGAGGACAUUAAUGAAUCGGCGAUGGACGCGGACCGACAUGAGUUGGCUCAGCCGAGCAACGCAAGGUGGUGGAGAAGAGUCCUUGCAUGUUUUGUCGUCAAAGUCCGAGGCUCCAAUCGUCAACGGCAGCAGGAUGCGGUGAGCAAGCUGGUACGCCGUUCGUUGGAGCUCAGCCGCACAAGAGCCGAGUUGAGCAAGCGCGUUGUCGAGUUCAGCGCCGAAGUCGAUCAACUGCAGCUCCUAGCCAGGGGCUUUAUUCUGCUACUGAAACUGCAGACCAAAUGGAGACAGGUACAAGCACUGGCGCAACGGCCCGGAGUGACCAUGGUCGAGGUCAACAAAGUGACAACCGUCAACAUUGACCACUUGUCGUGUGAGCGGCGGCGGACGCAAGCGAUCCGUGAGAAGGUGAGCAAAUUGAACAGGGCGGAUGAUGCCAUGAUGCAAGGCGCCAAAGAAAUACUGGAGCGUAGCAAGAAAAUGAACGCGGAGCUAAAGAGCUUGCAUAAGGACUUGAAGAAGCACGCCUACAGGUACGAAUCCAAGGCAAGGUUGGAGCAGCGGGGGACACUUGUACGUUGCGAGUAA